Messenger RNA from Oppiella nova, 511 nucleotides. The record is from the annotation of a GenBank genome assembly. NCBI's taxonomy places the organism in Eukaryota, Metazoa, Arthropoda, Arachnida, Sarcoptiformes, Oppiidae.
UCAUAGACUCCGAGGAGAGAAUGCGAUUUCAAAUCGAGUUGGAGUUCGUCCAGUGUUUGGGAAAUCCUAAUUAUCUAAACUAUUUAGCCCAAAGAGGAUAUUUCAAGGAAAAGAAUUUCAUUAAUUAUAUCGAAUAUCUGCAGUACUGGAAGAGACCGGAAUACGCCAAAUAUCUCAAGUAUCCAAUGUGUUUGCAUUUCCUCGAACUCUUACAAUACGAACACUUCCGGCGAGAGUUGUCUCGAAGCGAGUGCUCGAAGUUCAUCGACGACCAAAUGCUUCUCCAUUGGCAGCACUACUCCAGAAAGAGGACACGACUUCUGCAACAAACCUCCAAUCAAUCGCAAGACAACGCUAAACAAUGAUAGCAUAGCUCUCAUGAUUAUUACUUUGAUAUUUUACUAUCACUUCAUUAAGGUUUACAUACUCAUUGUAUUUAUUUGUCAAAACUGGCGAUUUCUUGACCCAAAGUUUGGUAUUUUGUCAAUAAAUUAAUUACAUUCUCGUCGUC